AUGAUUAAGAAUUUGUCAGUGGACGCAUGCUCAACCUCAUCAUCCCUCACGCCAAAUUUACCGCCACCAACUCGGAAACUGUGCCACAACGCACCGGAUGCGCCAUUACUGGAUGCUAUCAACAUCGCGGAAAAGGAAGGAGCUACAGCGACGUUCUUUCUGAAUGCAGCUGCAGCAAUGAACUCCGCCGGAACCAGUAAUUCCUCUCUAAUUCCCGUGCAAAAAACUUCCAGAUUUGAGGUAUGCUUUUUCUGA
Messenger RNA from Gongylonema pulchrum, 255 nucleotides. Lineage: Eukaryota; Metazoa; Nematoda; Chromadorea; Rhabditida; Gongylonematidae. The record is from the annotation of a GenBank genome assembly.